Messenger RNA from Fusarium verticillioides 7600, 552 nucleotides. RefSeq lists its product as hypothetical. Lineage: Eukaryota; Fungi; Ascomycota; Sordariomycetes; Hypocreales; Nectriaceae. The record is from RefSeq and is a predicted model, not a curated record. Bases 1 to 552 code for a protein of 183 amino acids. The transcript has 4 exons.
AUGACGGCCGAGACAGUCAACAGAGGCGCCAGAAAGGGCACCCAAAAGACACCCAGCAGAGACCACCAACGGGCACGAGCCUUUGGGGCCUUUGAGGGGGCAAGGAAUGGGGAAGUGGUGGGAACGACCCGUGCCUGGCGGCGCAAAUUUGGUGCUGUAGAGGCAACGCAGGUCGAGGUACUUGGCAGCAGUCGGGAGACCAGCAGCUAUCCCACUGCUAGCUCCCCAGGGAUGAGCAGUGAGCGGGAGCGCCAAAAGGUAGUGAUUGGGGACUGCAAGUCGUCGCGGGGUGUUGUGACAUUCCAAUCUUCAAUCACCUGGCCCAGCCAGAGGUGGCAGCAGUGUGGGCUAGGCGCUGCGGCGUUUCAUUCGCUUGAGCAGAGAAGAGCUUGCUUGAGUGGAGCGAUGAUCGACCAGGGCACACAGGGCUCCAGGAGGUCGACGUCAGUGCUCAAAAGUCAAGGGCUCCCUCCUGUGAGGGCGCCUAACGAGCGAUACUGCGUCUUUGUAUUUGUUCACGGUGACAGCGUUGACGAUCAAUACUGGAUCUGA